Molecule: messenger RNA, 3637 nt
Organism: Punica granatum (pomegranate)
Lineage: Eukaryota; Viridiplantae; Streptophyta; Magnoliopsida; Myrtales; Lythraceae
Source: RefSeq, a predicted model, not a curated record
UAUAAAAGAUGAUUGGAUUCACCAUCCUAUUAACUAACGAGAGGAGAGGGAGGGGGAAGCAAGCAGGACACCAUUGCUAAAUGGGGCGGCUCAGCCCAGAAGCAGCAGCGGCCGAAGCCCAAUCAGCCGUCAGACAAUCGGGCUUCCCCCGAACAGGCCCUAACUAAUGGCAGCAGACACUUGCGGGAGCUGAGCAGCAAUGGUUGAAGAACCAUGCUCCCGGUGCACGUACUCCUACGAGGAAAGAUAGGAUUUUCAACCCAAGACUUACGUUGAGACCACCAUGCAACGGGAGCAUAGAAGGUGAGGUGUCUGAGCAGGAGCAGCAGAUGCGGAGGUCCUUUCCGUUGAAGGAGGUCCGUCUCCUUCGUCCUUCCUUUUCCCUGAAAUCUCGCCAUUGCAGUGUAUCUGAUACUCGUAGGCACAUGCCCGAAGACCACUCACGCUCUGUCUCUGUAUCCGUCUGUGUCUGAAAGCACACGCAGAGGAGCAAAACUUGUCCUUCGGACAAACGUAAUCUCCACUCCUUCUCUGCUUUCCGUUUCUGCAUAACCAUGCCAGAAAGUGAACUUCAUCAGCCACCUACCUCUUGGUAUCUUUAAGUCCCAACCGAUGGAACAAAGCAAUGCCCUGUAGCAGAAGUUGGAUCAAGCUCAUCUUCCAUCAUCCGGGCAUUAACGAAUCUGCGUGCUCGGCUUCUUCCUCCUGUUUUCGAGCUUUAUCUUGGUGGGUGCCCGCUUCCCUUGUUGUUCGAAUAAUUUGCCUGCGGAUCUCACCUUCCUUUAUGCUAAAGCUCACGAAUUUUGUGAUAGAUUUGGGUUCUUGCUAGUUUCCAUUUCGGGAAAUUCUUCCCCUGAUUGGUGCUGUCAUCUCAAAAAGCAUACCUUUUUUGGUGGUUUGAGUGGGUAAGGAGAUGUCUUUAGCCCCGCUUGCCCGUCAUGCUAAACGCCCGCAGGGGUUCUGCGUGAAGGUGACUGCUGUUGCUGUUCUGGGUCUGUGCUUCAUUGUCGUUUGGUCUAUAUUUUCUUCGCCUUCCACUUCAGUGACUACUCAAAGGGAGAGUUUCGAUGAUAUCAAUGAGCCCGUGUCUGAAGACAAGAAGGUAAUCGAUUCUUCUCGGACUCGACCGAGUAAAGAGGAGCCCGUAAAACAUGAGAAAACUGGAGAGGAUGAUAUGAGAGGGAGAUCUGAAUCUGAUCUGGAGAGGAUUGAGCAGAAACCGGUGAAUAGGUCGGUUUCUUCGCCCCCUGAUGUUCAUCAGUCUGGGCCCACCAAAAGGGGAAAACAUGCUGCUAAACCAAAGAAAGAAAGAAGUGAAAUCAAGUUGCCUAAUGAAGGGGAAAAUGAUAAAGAAGGAUCUGAGGAGUCUGAAGUGAAAGAGGGGGAGGACGGUGGGGAUGAAGAAGUAGUGAUUGAUAAUGGAGAUGAUAAUUCGAACACUGAAAGUGAAACGAAUGGGGGGACGGAGGGAAACGGGGAUUUGGUCGAAUCAGUGGAUUCAGAAGGGGUGGAGAAGGCAGAAGGAGAGAGUGAAGGAUCAAAAGUCCCAGGGAAGAAGAGGAAAGCAAAGGGUCCUGUAUUUGAUCCCAAGGCGCGUUGGAGCUGGAAAAUUUGCAGGACAAGGAGCAAACACAAUUACAUUCCUUGUAUCGACAAUGAAUCAGGGCGGUUCCAGAGCUAUCGGCAUUCCGAGAGGAGCUGCCCUAGAACACCACCAAUGUGUUUAGUUCCUCUUCCUCGUGGAGGAUAUGGGACUCCUGUGAAAUGGCCCGAGAGCAAAAUGAAGAUAUAUUACAAGAAUGUGGCACAUCCAAUACUCGACUCUUUCAUCAAGAAACAUAGUUGGGUGAUGGAAUCUGGGGCGCAUCUUUUGUUUCCUGGGAACCAGUCUGAGUUCAAGGGCGGUGUUCUUCAUUACCUUGAAUUCAUCGAAGAGAUGGUACCAGAUAUUGAAUGGGGGAAGAACAUUCGUGUAGUGCUGGACAUUGGAUGUACAGAUUCGAGCUUUGCAGCCUCUCUCCUUGAUAAGGAUGUUAUCAUAUUAUCUCUGGGGUUGAAGGACGACCUCGUAGAUCUAGCUCAGGUUGCACUUGAACGAGGUUUUCCCACCAUAAUUAGCCCAUUCGCGACUAGAAGGCUUCCUUUCCCGAGCAUGGUAUUUGAUGCUAUUCACUGUGGAGGAUGCAACAUUCUCUGGCAUCACAGGGGGGGGAGGCUGCUUCUGGAGAUGAACAGGAUUCUCAGGCCUAGCGGAUACUUUAUCUUGUCGAGUAAGCACGAGAGCAUUGAAGAAGAAGAAGCCAUGUCGACAUUGACAGCAUCCAUCUGUUGGAAUAUCCUCGCUCACAAAACUGAUGAAGUCAGUGAAGUGGGAGUCAAAGUGUACCAGAAGCCUGAAUCAAACGAUAUAUAUGAGCUGAGAAGGAAGAAAAAUCCUCCUCUGUGCAAGGAGAGCGAAAACCCAAAUGCAGCUUGGUAUGUUCCUAUGAAGACUUGCUUGAAUACAAUUCCUGCUUCAAUUGAAGAAAGGGGAACAGAGUGGCCUGUAGAGUGGCCCGAUAGACUUGAAACUUUACCUGAUUGGCUGGAAAACAAGGACAAGUUAUCUGCUGACACCAACCACUGGAAUGCUAUAUUUAAGAACUCAUAUCUCAGCGGUAUUGGCAUCGACUGGUCCAGUAUCCGAAAUGUAAUGGACAUGAAAGCCAUCUAUGGAGGAUUUGCUGCUGCUCUCUCGCAACAGAAUGUGUGGGUGAUGAACGUGGUACCAGUUCAUGCGCCUGAUACACUUCCCAUCAUUUUUGAACGCGGUCUCAUCGGAAUCUACCACGACUGGUGUGAGUCAUUUGGUACUUAUCCGAGAUCAUACGAUCUCUUGCACGCUGAUCAUCUCUUCUCGAGGCUUAAGAACAGGUGUAAGCAGCCUGUGGCUAUCGUAGUAGAAAUGGACCGAAUUUUACGUCCUGGAGGUUGGGUGAUUGUACGGGAUAAGGUUGAGAUAUUGGAUCCAUUGGAGGGAAUAUUGAGAAGCUUGCACUGGGAAAUUCGACUAACUUAUGCUCAGAACAAGGAAGGUAUACUCUGUGCACAGAAAACUUUGUGGCGUCCAUAGAAUCUUUAGACCAUCGGUCCUUCAUCCUUUUAGGACGAGAGACGAGAAUAGCUGCCAGACUAGUCCUAGUUUUGAAAGUCUUGAUGACACACAAGAAAUUUUUGCUCCCAUUGUUGUAUAGAAAAACAAAGAGCCGUGCUAUCACAUUUUCAGGGAUUUUCUGCAGUUAAGCUCCGGCCGAGUUCAGUGCCAUUCUAGCUUAUUAGAUCGGACUCUUCAUGGACAAGGGCAGAAUUUUGUUCUCCAACAUUGUCAUUAGUUUAUGUCACUGUCGUCGACAACAGCUCAGUUUUUAUGAACUGUUCCGCGAAAAUCACUUGAUAUUGAUUGUUAGUGGCACUGAUGCGCAACUGCAGAGAAUCCUAGUCCGAAUUUUUAUGCUGUAGGUGUGGUCGGUCGGUCAGUCGAUGGACAUUACUAACUUGGAUGACAUUUUGUAAUUCUUGACUGGCGUUUGCCUUUCGGUUCAGUCUUCUGAGGCGUGCUUCUAUUGCUCACGUAAAUGAUAUCAUCUGUGACUUGACA